Molecule: messenger RNA, 1237 nt
Organism: Theobroma umbraticum
Lineage: Eukaryota; Viridiplantae; Streptophyta; Magnoliopsida; Malvales; Malvaceae
Product: MutS2
Molecular function (GO): crossover junction DNA endonuclease activity
Source: RefSeq, a predicted model, not a curated record
CGGGUGUAAGCCAAAGCAGGAAUUACUAGUAUAGAAUGGGAGAAAUUAAAUGAAUCUUCCAUGGAAACACAGUUACUGAACCUCCCUCAAGCCCAUUACAUGAACUCACUCUCCUCCAAGCUAAAACCCCUUCUUUCUUCUUCCUCUUCUAAACUUGUACCUUUCUACUCACUCUCUCUUUCUCUGAACCCACACCACCAACCAUCAUCAACAACAAGAAGAGUUUUUGCAACGAACAGCGUCAAGCUCUCUGCUGCUGAUGCUGCUGCUGUUGCUCUGAAGGAGAGUUGGUUGGACUCUCUGUCUUGCCCUUUGCCUGACAGCGGAGAGGAUCCGACCCGGAGUAAUGCGGAUUCCAAUUGGGUCAUUGGUAUUGACCCUGACCUCUCUGGUGCCUUGGCUCUCUUGAGAACUGACUCUUCCGGUUGCUCCGCCCAGGUAUUUGAUUCGCCGCACUUGCCUGUUCGAGUUGGGAACAAAGUUCGGAAACGUUUAGAUGCCAGGUCUAUUGUUCAGUUGGUUCGAAGUUUAGAGGCUCCAAUUGGUACUGCUGCAUAUAUAGAGCAAUCUAUCCCCUAUCCAAAAGAUGGGAAACAGGGUUGGUGGAGUGGAGGAUUUGGGUAUGGAUUAUGGAUUGGAAUACUGGUUGCCUCUGGGUUUUCUGUGGUUCCAGUGCCGUCUUUGUUGUGGAAGAAAGGGUUUGAACUCACUGGAGCUGGUUGUACAAAGGAUGAUAGUCGGAGAAUUGCAUCAACUUUAUUUCCCUCAUUGAGUGAUCUAUUGAAAAGGAAAAAGGAUCAUGGACGGGCUGAGGCACUUCUCAUUGCUGCAUAUGGAAAAGGUCUGAGAAUGAAGGUAGAUCCGUCACUUGUCAUAGAAAAUUUGGUCCCAUGAAGCCGGCAGUUUGUACCAGUGGCCAACUUCCUAUACCGCAGUUCAUCUUUGCAUUGCUGCAGUUUGAACUGUUAACCAUCUGGUAAGGCUAAUUUGAAUGGUUAAUGGUAUGAAAGUAGGAGAUUAUAGACUGCAGCUUGAGGAUUGCAUUCAGAGAGCUCUAAUGUCUAUAAACUUAUUGAGAGUGAGCUGGCUUGACCGAAGUUGUAUAUUUUAUCUUUGUGGAACCAAUAUCCUUACAAGGUACAUUGCGCUGUAAGUUAGCAUAUGAAGGAAUAUUUUAGGGAACCUAAAAUUUUUUUAAUGAAAAGCAUAUUUUUGAAGCAGAUCCAUUCUGCUUGCA